Molecule: messenger RNA, 2621 nt
Organism: Micropterus salmoides (largemouth bass)
Lineage: Eukaryota; Metazoa; Chordata; Actinopteri; Centrarchiformes; Centrarchidae
Gene: gipc1
Product: GIPC PDZ domain containing family, member 1
Exons: 7
Coding region: 498-1511 (337 amino acids)
Molecular function (GO): protein binding
Source: RefSeq, a predicted model, not a curated record
CUGGGCUGGCAAAGAGCUAAAUCUACAGCAGCAUACCGACACACAGAUACUGUACUAACCCCAAUCUGCCCCGGCCAAGUAAACCUGUCAGGAGUAGACGAGCAAAAGCUAAUUGGACUUUCUCUGCAGGCGUAACGUUAUUUUUUGAGAACUCACAGCAGCACCGUUAGCAGGCUAAGCUAGCAGGGCUAACAACAGUUAACGUUAGUUAGCUAAAACUCCUGCUCCGCUGAAGACCACCCACUGCAGGGUGCUGGACUUGACACAUCCGACUAUGUAAGCUGCUCUGAUGAGUGGACUUGUAAAUCCGUACAGCGCCUGGUUAAGACAGCUCUCAAGCUGGUCUGGAGGACCGUACCUUUACUGUGACAUAUAAACAUCUAACAGACCUUCAGGUGAUUUGGCUGGACAGGUGUAUGUUGGCCUGGAUUGGAGCAUAACUCCCCAGAGCAGCCUCCUCCCUUCCCCCUUCCAUUGCUCUACCUGUAAAGACUACUAUGCCUCUGGGGUUGGGAAGAAGGAAGAAGGCGUCCCCGUUGGUCGAGAAUGAGGAAGCGGAGCCUAUCCGCGCAGGUCUCAAUGUGCCAGGUAUGGAUGGCCUAGAUGGGGGUGUUGUGGGGCUGGGAGAAGGUGCCACCUCUGAAGGUCUGCCUCCUCCACCUAGCAGCAUGCGACCUCGCCUCAUCUUCCACACGCAGCUCGCUCACGGUAGCCCCACAGGCCGUAUUGAGGGAUUCAGUAAUGUGCGUGAGCUCUAUGCCAAGAUUGGUGAGGCCUUUGGGAUACCACCGUCUGAGGUUAUGUUUUGCACGCUGAACACUCACAAGGUGGACAUGGAUAAACUGUUGGGAGGUCAGAUUGGGCUGGAGGACUUUAUUUUUGCCCACAUUAAAGGACAGCGUAAGGAAAUAGAGGUGUACAAAGGGGAGGAUGCACUAGGGUUGACCAUCACUGAUAAUGGAGCUGGCUAUGCUUUCAUAAAGAGAAUCCGCGAGGGAAGCGUCAUCCACCAGAUCCAGGUCAUCAACGUGGGUGAUAUGAUCGAGUCUAUCAACGGCCAUCGCCUGAUUGGGUGUCGACACUAUGAGGUGGCCAAGAUGCUGAAGGAGCUGCCAAAAGGGAAGGAGUUCACCAUCAAGCUGGUGGAACCUCUCAAGGCCUUCGAUAUGAUCAGCCAGCGUUCUGGAGGGUCCAGGUCAGCAUCAGGGGUGCAGCUGGGGACUGGAAGAGGAACUCUGCGGCUGCGCUCUAAAGGUCCCGCGACUGUGGAGGAGCUGCCCUCUGCGUUUGAGGAAAAGGCCAUUGAGAAGGUGGAUGACCUUCUUGAGAGCUACAUGGGCAUCAGAGACAGCGAGCUGGCGGCAACUAUGGUGGAGCUGGGAAAGGACAAAAAGAACCCGGAUGAGUUUGCCGAGGCUUUAGACGAAACCCUGGGAGACUUCGCCUUCCCCGAUGAGUUUGUUUUCGACGUCUGGGGUGCCAUCGGCGACGCUAAGGUCGGGCGUGUGUAAGCGCAGAAACUAAUGGAGCAGAAGAACCUGUGUGUGUGCGUGACACCCACAACAUUCAGCACUACUAGGAAACACAACACUACCGUCAUGAGUUUUUUAUUUUUUAUUCCAGUGUAUACUUUUAAUUUAAGAGUGCUCCCUUUUGGGAGACUCUGCCUAGACAAAGAGGAUAAUGCCAGUUAAUGGGAGUAAAAGGUGACAGUGAUGACUUCCCAAGUGCUUUUUUUUUUUUGUCUUCCGGCUUUUUCCAGAAACUACAAGCACGAGUCACAUGACCCUCGCAUGUCAUUGUUGUAGUUGCUGUCAGUGGAACAAGUACAGCACAAGUCUCUAAUAUGGGAGAAAUGAAAGACAACAGCUAACACAAAGUAGAUCUUUGAUACUUAACAGAAAACAAUGUGAUUUAUCCCCCACGUCGCACUGUGUUGCACUGCACUGUAAAGCAACAACAGAAGUGAACAGAUAUUGCACCGUGCCACACCUGGUGAGUGGCACAGUUAUUGCACAGUACAAGGCCUCCCUGAGUUACAGUGUCGCCCUAAAACACUCGAUGUUACUGUUACGGAUCUGUUUUACAAGCAUGUGCUGGUAUAUUUUUAUCUUCAUAAUGAAUUCUGCUGGGUUUGUUCUUUUUUUUUGGGAGGGGUAAAAGAAAAAUAAUUGUAGUUACAAAAAGGGUCAAAGUAAAGUGUAGCUCACUAAUAAAAAAGUCAGAGGUGGUUAGGUGUUUGCCGUUAACACACUCCGUGCUGUAAUGAACUGCAACACAUUCCAGUCUCACUUUCAUACAUUUGACAGUGUUACAGAAAAUCAGUGUUACUGUGUUUAAUUGAAUAAUUAAUUGAAAUGAUAAUGCGAAGUUGGUUUCCAGGUUUGUGGAUUGUUUUACUUUUUUAUUUUUUUUUUUAUAGCUAGUGUUUUUACAUAAAGUGAUGUGAUGUCUAUUUUAAAACCAUUUUGUGUGUGUGUGUGUGUGUGUGUGUGUAACAGAUGAAGAAUUUGAACCUGUGUUGCGACUACUUUAUUGUUUUUGAAGAAUUACAGAAGGCAGUAUUAAAGAAGAGAGAGUGACGAGGUGGGGUAGUUGUGUUAAAAAAAAGAAAAAAAAAA